CUCAAGCAGGAUUUGAACAAUUGACACUGGUGAUGCCCUGCAAUUUGUUCGUUCGAUCUCAAAGUUAUGCGGCUCUUGUGCCUGCUCGUGUUGAUCCCGCUCAUUGCGGCGGACUGCACGUGCGACAGCGAUAGCAAGGACAUCAACAAAAGCGAGGCCCUCAAGUACAAGCUAGUGGCCACCGCGUCCAUCCUCAUGGCAGGCGCGAUCGGGGUGUGCCUCCCUAUCCUGGGGAAGGCGAUCCCGGCUUUGCACCCCGAUAGAAGUAUCUUUUUCAUCAUCAAGGCCUUUGCAGCCGGGGUGAUACUGUCCACCGGGUUCAUACAUGUCCUCCCGGACGCCUUUGAGAAGUUGACCUCGCCGUGCCUGAGCGAGACCCCGUGGGGGAAUUUCCCGUUUGCAGGGUUCGUGGCCAUGCUGGCCGCCCUCGGGACAUUGAUGGUUGACACUAUGGCCACUUCUUAUUAUAAGAAGUUGCACGCCGACAAGGCCGGAUUGGACAAAAGCAUCGGAGAUGAGGAGAAGGCCAGAGAAAACCAAGGUCAUGUACACGUGCACGUGCACGCGCAUGCUUCUCAUGGCCACUCUCACGGUGCGAUAUCGCCGGACUCGGACUCAAAGCUCCUGCGACAUAAAGUGAUAUCUCAGGUGCUAGAGUUGGGGAUUGUGGUGCACUCAGUGAUCAUAGGGAUUUCACUGGGGGCUUCAGAGAGUCCAAAGACAAUAAGGCCUCUUGUUGCCGCCUUGUCCUUUCACCAAUUCUUUGAAGGCAUGGGUCUCGGUGGAUGCAUCAGUCAGGCCAAGUUCAAGACUCGGGCAGUCGUAAUCAUGGCACUGUUUUUCUCCCUCACAACCCCAGUUGGGAUUUUUACAGGGUUGGGAGUCACCAACGAGUAUGAUGACCACAGCCCAAACGCACUCAUUGUGGAGCCGAUUUACAUGGCCCUGGUCGAUCUUCUUGCCGCUGAUUUCAUGAGCCCUAAGUUGCAGAACAAUGGGAGGCUCCUGUUGGGGACCUACGUAGCUCUUCUUCUCGGUGCUGGUUGCAUGUCUCCCUUGGGCAAAUGGGCUUGA
Messenger RNA from Rhodamnia argentea, 1074 nucleotides. RefSeq names its product zinc transporter 1-like. Gene Ontology annotation, molecular function: zinc ion transmembrane transporter activity. NCBI's taxonomy places the organism in Eukaryota, Viridiplantae, Streptophyta, Magnoliopsida, Myrtales, Myrtaceae. The record is from RefSeq and is a predicted model, not a curated record. The transcript has 4 exons. Bases 67 to 1074 code for a protein of 335 amino acids. Gene Ontology annotation, biological process: zinc ion transmembrane transport. Gene Ontology annotation, cellular component: plasma membrane.